AUGGCUCCAGCACCAGUUGCCUUUGCAACUGGUGGCGCGGUUGCUCCGUCGCCACAGUUGAUGAUUCGUCGCAAUUUUCCCGAAACAUGGUUGUGGCUUGAUCACUUUAGCAAUGAUAUUCUACAAAUCGGGCAAGUCCCAUUCAUUCAUACCCACGACUGCUUCAUACUCAACCACUUUCGCCCCUCUUGCAUUUCCAACGACGGGAAUACUCUCACCUAUCGCACUUCGAACGCAGUUUCCGGAAAGAUGGUUUUCUGGUGGGAUUUCGGGUUCGGAGGCGGUGGCGGCAUGUUCGAGGGUAAUUUCGCUGUGAUGGACUUAGCUGGACCGCCUCUACCACCAAUGGCAGGACCACCACCGCCGCCGCCUUCACCGAGUGCUCCGGUGACGGCAGAAAUACAAAUACGAUCGGAGUUUCCGGAAACGUGGAUUUGGGUAUCAUUUGACGCAGAGUGA
This is a messenger RNA of Ostertagia ostertagi, 459 nucleotides long. NCBI's taxonomy places the organism in Eukaryota, Metazoa, Nematoda, Chromadorea, Rhabditida, Trichostrongylidae. The record is from the annotation of a GenBank genome assembly.